UGCGGUUCUGCUCUACAACAAAUAUGCGAGGGAGGAGUGCUAGUGGGACGGGCCGGACUCGGCCCCCCACACUAGCGGUUGUUGAGGAGGAGGACGACCAGACAGCACCUCCAGAGGUGGCUGAGGCGCAAGAGGGUGUGCAGCCAGCUCCAGCACCUCGUAGACCUCGAGCUCGGCGCCAGCCUGUUGAGGGGGAAGUAUUGGAUGCCACUGGCAGAAUCCGAGUCAUCCCCAACGCACAGAGGACCAGGUUGCUCGAUACCAGCACGGUAUCUAGAGAGUUGCGGGAAAUCUUCCAGAGUCGGUGGUGGGCAGUAGGCACCGCUUGGAGGUUUUUGCCUGAGGAGGCUGUUUCUUUUUACUUCGAGGAGUUUAAGAAAAAAUUCUUCUGGGAGGACGAAUUCAAGGAACGAGUCAUCCGAAGUACUUUCGAGAAGCAUGCUGCGAACCGGUAUUCUGACAGGUUGUCCACUUACAAGACUUCUCGUGAGAGAGACGUGUCUAUUACAGACGACGUGUGGCAGGCUUGGGAGAGAGUUUGGGACUCUGAUGAGACAAAGAAGAAAUCGGCCCAGGCGCGGGCCAAUCGGAUGAGCGAGCCGGCUGGAGCUGGCACUGGACCAGUUCGACAUACCGGAGGGUCGAUGUCUGCUUUAAAGCAUAAGGCGGUUUUGGCUAGGGAGCUGGGGCGCGAGCCGACACAUGCUGAGGUGCAUAAGCGGAUGCACACUCUGAAGGCUGACCCGACCCGAUUCGUGGAUGAGCGCGCGAGGAUUGCGGCUGUAAGUAUCUUUUUAAAAUUAUAUUGAUUGAAAGUAGUAUUCAAAUAGUUUAAGUAGUUCAAUAGUUUGAAUAUAAUAUCUCAAUUGUUUGAAACACGUAAUUUAUUUUAUUUGAAUUAGGUAUCUUUGUUGUUCCUUUGAAUUAAGUGGUUUGGUUGUUGAUAUGUGCUAGUUUGUACAAUUUGAAGUUUGCAGGAUUUCCCUGAAAAAUGGGUGAUGUUCAUUUUAUAAA
This is a messenger RNA of Mercurialis annua (annual mercury), 1014 nucleotides long. RefSeq lists its product as uncharacterized. Lineage: Eukaryota; Viridiplantae; Streptophyta; Magnoliopsida; Malpighiales; Euphorbiaceae. The transcript is spliced from 5 exons. The coding region runs from base 24 to 809 and encodes 261 amino acids. The record is from RefSeq and is a predicted model, not a curated record.